Molecule: messenger RNA, 1930 nt
Organism: Botrytis cinerea B05.10
Lineage: Eukaryota; Fungi; Ascomycota; Leotiomycetes; Helotiales; Sclerotiniaceae
Exons: 2
Coding region: 157-1548 (463 amino acids)
Source: RefSeq, a predicted model, not a curated record
GUCAAUCAUCAGAGACAUUUUCAAAUGUCAAACAUACUUACGUCCUAGUUCUUUUCUACCUUCCAUCUCUUCAUUCGCAGUCGUCCCCUCCACCCGUCUUUAAUUCUUUCAACCCAUUCGCGUCGUUACUUUCAAUCCUACAACUCUUCGGCAGUCAUGGCUUCUCAUGGAUCUAUUACGGCGAUCAAUCCAUCAGAUCCGCUAUCUUCAUCACACAUAAUUUCAUCGUCCCAUUCAUCCCUUUCCAAUUCCCUUUCCUCAUCUCGCCAUUCAUCUCAAAUAUCCAAAACGUAUCGUCAAGCCUCAACGCUCUUUUUAACGCGUCGUCUCCCUGAAUCGCUCUCAACCAUUCUACCAGUAAUUACACCAUCCUCUCCCUCCGAUACCGAGAACGCCAAUCCCGAUGACCCUGCAAAAUCCGCCGCCCCAAUAUCAAAAGCUUCCCGUACGACUCGCAUCAAAGUCUGGAGUUUAUACCUCACAAUCUUGAAUGCGAUUCUGGAAUUGGACCCUGCCGAAGGAAAACAAGCAUUCGGAACAAGUCAAUUCAGGGCACUCGUCGCCAAGGUGAGGGACGGAGAAGUUUGGGAGGAGGUUGUUAAAAACGGAUAUCAUGGAAUUGAAGGGGAUGUAGAUUCAGACGUCGUCAUAAACUUAGCAACUCUUCUCUUGGCUCAUGCUCGCACCCAAAAGGUGAACCAGACUCGUCUCGAAACAUAUCUCGCAACAUCAAAUACACCAUCCCUCUCUAUGUCCCAAUCCUCUACACCGACGACCUCAAAUCCAUUCCCAGGUUCCAAACGUCGUUCCCAACCGGGAGCAGAUACACCCCGAGACUUAAAUGCUCGUGUAAAGAUUCUAGAACUCUAUACCCUACAUGUCUUGCUUCGAAAUAAUGAGUGGGAUUACGCGAAAGAAUUUAUCACCAUUAGUGAAGUUUUGGACGAUGAAAGAAGAGAGGCUUUCCUUGGCGCAUUAAGAAGUCUUAAGGAAGAAAGCGAGGAAGGAGAGAGGAGAGAGCGAUUAGAAAAGGAAUACAGAGAAGAGCAACUCAAGAGAGAUAUAGAAGAGAGUCGACGUCGGAGGGAAGAAGAUGAAAGGAGACGAGAAGAAAUGGAUAAGAAAUCCAGAGCAAGCGUAGGAGGGACAUCAGAGGUCGACUACGGAAUUGAAGAUGAAGCUCCAGUAAUGACUAAUGGAUCCGUAACAUCAUCUUCUGCGCCUAACAAUCCUCGACAUUCCAAAUCCUCCAAAUCUUCGACCACCAAACCACAUCCUCGAAAAUCAGUAGAAGAAAAAAAACAGAAAACUAUAAUAGAAAAGGUGGGAAUUAUAAUGCGUAAUUUGACAUUGGUAUUUCAGAAUAUGGGUGGAAAUUUUAAUUUGAGAAACCCGAUGGUCAUGUUAAGAAUGGUCGCUUUCGUGGCUGGGAUAGCAGUUGUGUUCGGAAGGAGAGAGGUCAGGGAAAGAAUCCGAAGGAUGAUGAGUGAGGGAUUGGGCAGAGUCAAGAGAACAAUAGGGAUGGGAGUCAAGGUUAGCUAUAUUUAAUGAAGAGGAAAGCUGGUGCAAAGCCAAAUAAUCAACUGGGGUUUCAUUUGUGGAUUUCUUUACUUAUCGACGGGAGAGGGAUGGAUAUUAUGGACUUUGUUUCUACGUUGAGGUUGGAUUGAAUUGGGAGUCUUCUGCUUUUAUGCGAAACAGAGGCUUUGUCUGUACUUAUAUUAUGAUUUUUUAUUUUCUAGGGGUGAAAAGGGGGGUGGAUUGAACGACGGAUACCUGAGAGGAAUACCUACGAAGCGAGGGGGGGUUAGGAAGAGGAGUGGAGGAGUUUACAUUGUGAGUUCAUUUGUUUUACAGCUGUGAUGUAUGAAAAUUUUGAAGCAAAAAGACGAGCAAGGAACAGCAGAUACCAAUGAGGUUAUAUAGAACA